UGUAAGAAAUAAAACAAUGGACAAGGUCAAGGUUAUGUUGUUAUGUGUGGCAAUUUUUGUCACGGCCAUAUUACUUUCUGGUCAUGUUGCCGCGGCGGAAGUUCACGGCGAUCAUCGUAAGGCGGCGCACGACGACUUAAUCUGCAAUGGCGACCUUAACAAGCUCCGUCGGUUCUGCAGAAGAUCCAUAGCUAACGACGGGAGGAGGGCUAUGGCCCCCACAUGGACGUGUUGUGAUACGGUUUUGAUCGUCGACAUGUAUUGUCUCUGCCGCGAGAUCACGCCGCGCCUCGAGAGGGCUGUUAGCAUGGAAAGGGUGGCUCACGUCGCAGAAGUAUGUCGGCGGCCAAUUCGGAGCGGAACUAGAUGCGGAAGCUAUACCGUUCCAACGUUCCAGAUGGCAAAGAAGAAGCUACAGCCACCGCCGCCACCGAAGAUUCAAGAAGAGAGGAGAGUGGUGCCCCCUCCACCUCCUCCUAGAUCUCCUAGAUGAUUUUAGAAGUAAUAUUUUCAAUAACAAGUUGUGAUGGAUGGUUAAUACCUCAAAUAAAAGAAAAAAAAAUAUUUAUCCUA
Messenger RNA from Ananas comosus (pineapple), 573 nucleotides. RefSeq lists its product as uncharacterized. The coding region runs from base 17 to 493 and encodes 158 amino acids. Lineage: Eukaryota; Viridiplantae; Streptophyta; Magnoliopsida; Poales; Bromeliaceae. The record is from RefSeq and is a predicted model, not a curated record. The transcript has 2 exons.